This is a messenger RNA of Nymphaea colorata (pocket water lily), 1356 nucleotides long. RefSeq lists its product as uncharacterized. The record is from RefSeq and is a predicted model, not a curated record. Lineage: Eukaryota; Viridiplantae; Streptophyta; Magnoliopsida; Nymphaeales; Nymphaeaceae. The transcript has 4 exons. The coding region runs from base 1 to 1356 and encodes 451 amino acids.
AUGGCUCUAAUACCAAUGUUGAAUCUUAAGCAGCGGAACGGCGUCUGUGAAGUAGGUCCACCACCAACAGCGUGUCAAAUGCAAGACCUGAACCCUCCGAUCCUUCGUAGGUUGGACCGUAUCUUCCUCUCGCCUGAGUUGUUCUUUGUUUUUCCUUCAUCCUCCUUGGUUUUUGGUUUGAGGCACUUGUCUGAUCAUGCUAUGCUGCUCCUUUCCCUUCUUCGGGGUAGGGCUGGUAUCGGGCACACCAGGUUUCGUUUUGAGAUUUGGUGGCUCUGUGAUGAAUCAUUUGUAGGUACCGUCCCUAAUUGGUGGACUCGUGCAGCCAAUGGUAGGUGGGCUACUUUCAGGCUCUUGCGGAAGUUGCACUCCAUCAGAAGGGAGACACUCGUCUGGAAGCUCAUUUUCUGGAGCAGCAAAUUUUUGAAAGUGACCGAUUGGGAUGAGGAGAUCAUGUCCCUUCAGGCCUCUGAUAAUAUUUCUGCGGAUCAGUCUUCCCAUCUCCUUUGUCUGCAGUGUCUUGCCCAGGAAUGGCGGAUUAUGGAGUCUAUCCAUUGGCAGCAACGCUCUAGGCUGGGUUGGCUCGCGCAUGGGGACCAAAACUCUACAUUCUUCCACUUGACCGCCUCUCAGAGGUGCCGUCAGACGUUGCUCCAGUCCAUGGGUAUCGGGGGCAGAGUUUUUCUUGGUGAUGACAUCCUCCCGGUCCUGAGCGCUCAUUUUCAGGAUUUCUACUCUAAACCCCUUCGCUUCUAUGCCAUGCUGUCGGAUUUUCACCUCUCCUCUCUCUCUGUCUCUUAUGCGAUCGCUCUUGAGUGGCCCUUCCAACACCAAGAGAUCAAGAACGCGGUCUGCGCCCUUGGCUCUGAAUUCAAUCAAGACACCUGCGUCCUGGUGCCUAAGCGCCCUAACCCUACGGACGUCACCCAGUUUCGCCCGAUCUCCAUCCUAGGCACGCCUUACAAGAUUAUUGCUAAGUUGCUCUCUUUGUGGCUUGCGCCUGUCAUGUCAUCAGUCAUUAACCCCUUUCAGGUUGCUUUCAUCAAGGGUCGGCGUCUGCGGGAGGCGGUUGUCCUAGCCAAUGAGGUUGUUCACUCCCUUUACUGUCUACGAGUACUUUCAUUCAUCCUUAAGUUGGACAUCUCUAAGGCUUUUGACUCAGUUAGUUGGGAGUUCCAGGGAAAGCUGCUUUCUCUUCCAGAUCGGAUUACUCUGGCUAAGCACUGCCUUGCGUCGGUUCCUCUCCAUGCUUUGUCUGUCUUUCAGCCUUCUGUGGCUGUUUUGCGUAGGUUUGAUAAGCUUAUUCAUAAGUUUGUUUGGGAUGGUGAUCGACCUUCAGAUCGCCUCACGCAUUGA